AUGCCCAAGUCUCCUGUGAAUACUUUGUAUCUACUAGUCAUUAUGGACCAAGAUACUGUAGGGUUUCUCAUGAUAUUAGGUACCUAUGUGUGUGACGACCAAACUGAGUGUGGCCAGCAGGACCAGGGAGGUGAUAGUGCCCCUGUACUCGGCACUGGUGAGGCCGCACCUCGUGUACUGUUCAGUUUUGGGCCCCUCACUACCAGAAGGACACGGAUGCUGGAGCGUGUCCAGAGGAGGGCAACGAAGUUGGUGAAGGGUCUAGAGCACAUGUCUUAUGAGGAGCAGCUGAGGGAACUGGGGUUGUUUAGCCUGGAGAAGAGGAGGCUGAAGGGAGACCUUAUUGCUCUCUACAACUACCUGAAAGGAGGUUGUAGCGAGGUGGGGGUCGGCCUCUUCUCCCUAGAAAUGAGUGAUAGAACAAGAGGAAAUGGCCUCAAGCUGUGCAAGGGGAGGUUUAGAUUGGAUACUAGGAAAAAUUUCUUCACCAAAAGGGUUGUCAAGCAUUGGAACAGGCUGCCCAGGGAAGUGGUUGAGUCCCCAUCCCUGGGGAUAUUUAAAAGACGUGGAGCAGCAACAGUGGACUGCUCCAGAAGGGAUGGAAAGCCAGGAGCCAAGGGUGACAGGCAUGGCAGUGCCCUCAACAACAGGGACACAGAUCCACAGCACAUGAACAAGAAGAGCAGAGCAGGUCUGGUGCUGGUAACCAAGGUCAGCCAACAGCUAACAAUAGGUUGUCAGGCCAAUCAGUACCAGGUCCAAGAAUAUUAA
Nipponia nippon (crested ibis) is the source of this 771-nucleotide messenger RNA. The record is from RefSeq and is a predicted model, not a curated record. Lineage: Eukaryota; Metazoa; Chordata; Aves; Pelecaniformes; Threskiornithidae.